Cucurbita pepo subsp. pepo (vegetable marrow) is the source of this 685-nucleotide messenger RNA. RefSeq lists its product as uncharacterized. Lineage: Eukaryota; Viridiplantae; Streptophyta; Magnoliopsida; Cucurbitales; Cucurbitaceae. The record is from RefSeq and is a predicted model, not a curated record.
GUCGCAAGGAUUCCCGCCAGUCCAAAUGGGACAAGUGGGAAACCGAUUUUAUGGAGCGCCAGUUCUUCGAAUGAUUGGGCAAAUCACCGUUGUCGAUGGGAGAACCUCUAAUUCUCUCGCUUACAGUUUCGCUAUCGUCGCUGAUUCCGAUCGUUCCGAUGAGCAAGAUAGAACUUCGACAACAGUUUGGGACAUCAUGAUUGGUCGACAUUCUCCAAUUUUUGGCGUCAAUCGCGAGGGAUACUCUUGGAGUGAUCUUCAUGGUGUGACUGCCAAAGUAGUGGACAUGUCUCAACUCUGUAUUCACAUAUUAGCAAACAAUUUUGGGAUCACAAUCAUUGGCCAAAGCGUAUCAUUGCCCGUUAUGCAUGGAAGAAGAAGAAGAAGAAGAAGAAGAAAACACUGACAUCCUACGAUUUGAUGUGUCUGGUACAUUGAUUGUGAAAGUAUAACUAAACAGUCAGAGAAAAGGUGGAAUGUACAGAAGAAACAUGGAGGAGCAAUCAGAGAUUGAUGUGACUUCCGGAUAAUAUGUUUUGUUCGGACCAGGUAAAAGCAUUUAUUACUUCUACUGCUGUGCUAUUUCCCUUGUAGUUAGGGAUUCCUUCUGAUGACUACAUCCUAUGCAUCUUAAUAAUUCACAUACAUCCACCAUACAAAAAAAACAAUAGCUGUCAAACUGUAA